AUGGGACCAUUUCUGAGCCGACGAGUCCAGAAUAACCAGUUGGAAAGUCUCAAUGCCAUUCAUGCCCAACUGUCCUCCUGGAAGAGCCAACUACCUGACAAACUACGGCUUGAAACAUACAAAGAUAAUCCCAACAGCGAAUCACGAAUCCUUGAAAUGCAGGCCCUAGCUCUCCAAUUGACCUACGAUAAUCUCCAGAUCAUCCUCCAUCGCAGCGCUGCAUUUGGUGUCAACAAACGCGGAUCUCAUUCAAAUGAUGGCGCAAAUCCGGACAACUCGUUUUCCCAGCAGCAACUUCUGGAGUCCGCAUUAAGAACCUCCCAGCUGCAUCAGCAUGCUCAGCUUUUACAAGCCUGCCGCAAGACACACGCUGUGAUGCACAUUGGGAUCUGCCUCUUCACAUCCGGUGUCGUCCUCUGUGCGAUCGCAUUAGCGCAGCCCCUGUCGCUAGCCAGCCAGAAGGCAAAAGAAGGCGUCAUGCGUAUCCUACGCUUGCAAGAUGACAGUAUAUCCUCCCGGCAUCUGCUUUCUAUUCAGAGUGUCCAGAUCCUGCGAGAUUUAGUGACAGUCGUUAUGCGCUCCGAAGAAAGGGCUAUAUUGGGCUACUCUUCCAUGCCAAUUGGUCCUAUACCUGAGAGAUUUGAUGAUGGCCAGUCAAUCUCAGCAUUCCCGCAGGCGGAUCCCAUAAUCCCCGAUCGGGCCUUACUCGACGAUACAGGCGUACCUCAGCCAUUCUCAAAUACGGGACCUCUCAAUCCUCUGCAGCAAGUCUUCAGGCAACAUCUAAACCAAUCUCUCCCCGCACUUGAUCCACCUGGCUUGAUUGACUCCAACAGCACACAAGGUUCCGUGGAAAUGCAGCAGCCAACCCCGGCAGCAAUGUUUUCAUGGGAUGGGAAUGUAUCCGCACUAGUCGAUGCUGGACUCGUAGAUGCAAGCCAGAUGUGGCUGUGGUCAGAUAAUCUGGAGUAUCAAUCGUUCUCAGAACUUGGUAACAUAUUCCCUUGA
Molecule: messenger RNA, 1008 nt
Organism: Aspergillus nomiae NRRL 13137
Lineage: Eukaryota; Fungi; Ascomycota; Eurotiomycetes; Eurotiales; Aspergillaceae
Product: fungal specific transcription factor domain-containing protein
Exons: 2
Coding region: 1-1008 (335 amino acids)
Source: RefSeq, a predicted model, not a curated record